AUUAUCCGGGUUAUUAUUAUCCGGCACAUUACCAGGGUUUCUACUGAAUGACGUUGCACAACCACAGAUAUGGACGCAACUGUAAAUGACUCGGGGACACAAGAUGGAAAGCCGUAUGUUGACCUCAAAAGGAACACAAAUGGACAGAACUGAGGAAAUCCCCAUAAACUGAGUGGGCGAAGGGGAAGUGUGUUCAAAUAAAUAAAGUGAUCCCAAGUUGCAGAUACUGUAGACAGUAGACGCUGCGAACGGGACAAAUCGAUAUGAAGCUGCAGUCUGCCAUCAAAGGUAAUGUUGCACAUUGAUGAGAAUACAUUUAGUAGCCUUGUUCUUCGCCUUUCUCAUAUGUGGUCUCUUGCAACAGCUUUGGGAUGUCUGUGUCUGCUGGUUGCAGAUGGAUUUCCAGUUUCAGAGUACGACUCUCCAAAGAUCAUCGGGCCUCUCCACAACACAGUAAAAGCAGAUCUAGGCGAGCAGCUGGUUCUCCACUGUGACGCGUUACCAAACUGUGAAGAUGAUGAGGCUCUGAUCUACUGGCUCGUAAAUGGCUCUUUCCCCGAGGAAACCUCCUGCCACGACAGAAUAAUCGAAACAAACGAAUCAACUUUAAUGGAAGGGUCGAUCCUGCAGAAGAGUUUGCUGUUGAAAAACGUCACAUUGGAGGACUUGAAGUCCACCUUCAGCUGUGUUGUGACAAAUGCUGUGGGAAUGACACAAAAGUUCAUAAAGUUAGCAAAUACCGAUUGUAGUGAUAAUUAAGAAAAUCUCAAGCCAGCUGGUAAACGAAGCUUACUGUUAUGUUUCUCUUGUAGUAUGCACGUUUGACAUUAAAUGUACGUUGUGCUGAUGAAUGAGUCCCUUCAGCUUCAACAGUCGUGUUGAACAGAAGAAAAACCAACACCCCUUUUUAUCCUCUGGUCGUUUGUAUGUGGAAGCACUUUAAGAUGAAACGCUGACUGGAAGAUGUCAGAAAUGUCUGUGUUUGAAACAUCCACAGCGAUGUUUCUGUGAAAACCUCAACAAGCUGGGAUGUAAAUGUUCUUCGCUGCCAACACACUGUCAUUUAGAUGCCACACAAAGGCACUUUACUCUGACUUCUGAGUAUAUGCAGAAUAUAUCAAAAAUAAAUUCCUAAACCUUUUA
Girardinichthys multiradiatus is the source of this 1143-nucleotide messenger RNA. Its product is annotated as interleukin-18 receptor 1-like. The record is from RefSeq and is a predicted model, not a curated record. The transcript has 4 exons. NCBI's taxonomy places the organism in Eukaryota, Metazoa, Chordata, Actinopteri, Cyprinodontiformes, Goodeidae. Bases 292 to 759 code for a protein of 155 amino acids.